Danaus chrysippus (African queen) is the source of this 867-nucleotide messenger RNA. Lineage: Eukaryota; Metazoa; Arthropoda; Insecta; Lepidoptera; Nymphalidae. The record is from the annotation of a GenBank genome assembly.
AUGAAGUGCGAAAAAGAAACUAACUUAAAAAUAUUAUUUUUACUGAACUUUAUUAUAAAGUGUUACGGAUAUUCUAAUAAUGCCGGAGUUUAUGGAAGUAUCAACGUACAUUUUAAUGAAAAUGUACCGAACAACAGACCGAUAUCGCAAGAUUACUAUUCAUCGGGAAAACCAGAGAGUUAUUUACCAAUAUCACUAUCAGAAAACUUUUUUUCUCAACCAAACGGUUACCCAUCAAAGCAAGGGUCGAAUGAGGAAGUUAUAUUAGUGAUAGUUGAAGAAUCGAUGGACAACAAGGCUAAUGACAAUGUAUUAAGACCAUUCUACAUAAGCAAUGAACAAGGUAAUUAUCAAAACAACGAGAAUAGCCACGACCAUAAAUAUAACGAUCACGUUGGAUACCACCAGAAUAACGAAGCCAAUACUGGUCAUAAACCUGGAUAUUAUGGACACAACCAAAUCGUACCAUUAGUUAAUAAUAACAAUCACGGAUAUGUAGUUAAUCCAUUGAUGAUUGGCCAAGAAAUACCGAAUUCUUGGAACGAUUACAACAAGGAAAAUAUUGAGAUUAAUUAUAUUUACUAUCAAAACCCAAACAAGAAUAAUGUCAAGCCUACAGCGUCCACAACAGAACCAACACCGAUUACAACAGCAGCAGUGUCCACAACAGAAUAUGUUAUGAAAACAACAAAGAAACCUGAUGACGAACCGUCAGGACUGGCGGGAGAUCACCAAGAAUACAUUUAUACUGGAGAUAAAAUAUACAUAGGAGGAGCACAUACAAAAGACACGGAACAGAAACCCACAGAUAACGAUGAAGAAGAUUUUAAAAUAGAUGUAAGGUUUAAUAGAGAUCCAUCAAAUUGA